CCUUCUGCCGCAGUGCGUGUGCUACCGCACUGCUGAUCCGAGGUGCGGAAAUGUGCCUAUAAAUUGGCCAUCAGACGUGGAUGCAAAUACCCAAACGGAUGGGAUGACACCAAGAUGGCGGGAAAAGACUGGCUCACCCACUUCCUUAAACGCAACACUACGUUGUCGAUUCGCCGACCUCAAGCCACCAGCAUGUCCCGUUCCACCAGCUUCAACAAAACAAAUGUGUCUGCUUUUUUUAACAACCUGCAGACAGUUCUUGCCCGUCACCUUUUUGAAGCUAAGGACAUUUGGAACAUGGACGAAACGGGUACAACAAAGUGCCCUGUAAAAUAAUAGCCACCAAGGGGAAGCGCCAGGUCGGUGCAGUGACCUCUGGGGAGAGGGGGACAUUGGUCACCACUGCCCUAGCUGUAAAUGCACAAGGCAAUAGUAUUCCCCCGUACUUCAUCUUUCCCAGGAAGAAGUUCCAGGACCACUUUGUGAGUCGUGGUCCCAUCGGCUCUGCUGGUUCUGCAAAUAGCUCAGGAUGAAUGCAGGAUGUCAACUUUCUGGCCUUUCUCCAGCACUUUGCCAGACACACCCGUGUGAAUCUGGAGUCAAAGGUACUGCUGCUCCUUGACAACCACUGGUCACACCUUUCUCUGGCAGCAAUUGACUUUUGUCGGUCAAAUGGCAUAGUGUUACUAUCUUUCCCACCCCACUGCUCACAUCGUCUCCAGCCACUCAACAGGAGCGUCUUCGGUCCACUGAAGAGAUAUGUUAACACAGCAGCAGAUCACUGGAUGAGAACACACCCUGGAAAAACGUUGUCCAUCUAUGACGUUCCAGGCCUAGUGGCCACAGCUCUGCCACGAGCAGCGACACCAAGCAACGUAACACCAAGCAACGUAAGAUCUGGCUUUGUGUGCACUGGCAUCUGCCCCUACAACUCAGAUAUUUUUGAUGAGCAAGACUUCUCACCUGCCUACGUCACCGACCGCCCUGUUCCUUCACUGGUACCAUGUGGUCCUACACCACAUUGCCACAUACAACCACUCAGCCUGAGCCUGUUUGAGGGAGGGCUGCUGCCAGAGUAUCCUGGUGGUUCAAAGUCUGCCAUCCCUGACCAGUGUGACCACCCAGCUGUCUGUUCAGCUGUCCCACCUGAAGAAGAGGGAAGAGGUCUGCUUGCUGUCCCAGGAGGGACCGACAGGCACGCUAGUUCUGUCCAGACAUUCAUUCCUGAGAAUGUACGUCCCUUUCCAAAGGCUGGUCCCAGAAAAGACACAAAACAAAGAGGCAAAAGGAGGUCAACAGUGAUCCUCACAGACUCUCCGGUGAGGGCAGCUCUGGAGGAGGAGCAACAAAAAAGGGUCCAGAAGAAGCCGUCUGCACCAAAGAAAAGGCUCCUUGGUCGCGGAGGCACUGCACCCACAGUUUCCCAGGACAAGGAUGAGGAAUGUCUUGUGUGUGGGGAAACAUUCAGUUCGUCUUUGCCUGGGGAAGUGUGGGUGAAGUGUCUCUUUUGCCAACUCUGGUCACAUGAGGCAUGCACUGAGGGUGCAGAGCAUUAUAUCUGUCACAACUGUGACGAUGAGUAGUCUUAUGCCUUUUGUUAUUUUCUUGUUUGUUUGUAGGCUACUGUUUAUUUGUUAACGCCAUUAACAUUAGUCAGGUUUCUGCAGCGACUAUUAAAAUAUGAAUUAUAUGAAACAUGUUUUAUAAAAUGUAUUGACAUGAAAUAAAUUAAAUGAAAAUAAAUAUUCUAACAAUUCAAGUUUGUACUGUCGGGUUACUUUUGAAAUAUUUGAUGAAACUGAAAUUUAAAUAAAUGUAGGCAUUAAUAUUUUGGCAAAAAUAAAGGACAAAAU
This is a messenger RNA of Hypomesus transpacificus, 1853 nucleotides long. RefSeq lists its product as uncharacterized. Lineage: Eukaryota; Metazoa; Chordata; Actinopteri; Osmeriformes; Osmeridae. The record is from RefSeq and is a predicted model, not a curated record. Gene Ontology annotation, cellular component: nucleus. Gene Ontology annotation, molecular function: DNA binding. The coding region runs from base 534 to 1583 and encodes 349 amino acids. The transcript has 2 exons.